UUGCAGAAAGCGGUCGACCAAAGUACUUCCAACUAUCCCCACUUUACUUUGCCGUGGGAGUCGCUACCGGUUUUCACGGGGGUUUAAAUUCCUUUAAAUUAACUACCUCGGGGUACAAAUUCUUAUGAAUGUCUUUUGCGAGUCACUUGUGACUCCGCUGGAGCUAAUGUGUCAAGGCGGCCGAGCAACGGUUUCCAUUCGCGCUCUGUUAUGAUGGCUACUAGCUAACAGGCUAGCUGGUUCGUAGUAGUACUAGGGGCUUGAUGCUACUGUAACGAAGGCGACCAUUACGCUGAUAAUUCUUCCCAGGACUCUCUGUUAAAGCUAGCCGACAGCCGGGGCGUUGGCUAUCACGACAAGGAGCCUCCUGGGAUGUCACAAUAGCAUCAACACCCAGCGGAUUACUCAUCAUGCCGUUAGAAAUUGUGGAAUGUUUUCCUUCGCAAGAUAAUGCACGUCGCACCGCACUUGUACCGCUGAGAUCCUGAGUCCUGACAUCGGGAUUUCUCCUUCCGCCGCCAUUCUUGGAUGUCUUAUCUCGUCUGUGUCUUUUACUAAGACAUUAACUAUGUAUCUGCUGGCCGCCUGGCCGUGGUAAACGUUAGCGCGAAGUGGUGCGAACAGCGAAGAAAAACAAAACUCAAAGAAGGAAAGAGGGACAUCUACAACAUGGCUUCGGUUUGGAAGCGACUACAACGUGUUGGGAAGCACGCCUCCAAGUUCCAGUUUGUGGCGUCCUACCAGGAGCUCAUGGUGGAAUGCACCAAGAAAUGGCAACCGGACAAACUGGUGGUGGUUUGGACGCGUCGGAGUCGACGGAAAUCCUCCAAGUCUCACAGCUGGCAACCUGGCAUCAAAAAUCCCUACCGAGGUGUCGUGGUGUGGCCCGUACCGGAGAAUAUUGAAAUCACAGUCACGCUCUUUAAGGAUCCACACGCUGAGGAAUUUGAAGACAAAGAAUGGACGUUUGUCAUUGAGAACGAGUCCCCGUCUGGCCGACGCAAGGCCCUGGCCACCAGCAGCAUCAACAUGAAGCAGUACGCCAGCGCCAUGCCCACGCAGACGGACGUCAAGCUCAAGUUCAAGCCGCUUUCCAAGAAGGUCGUGUCGGCCACGCUGCAGUUUUCCCUCUCCUGCAUCUUCCUGCGGGAGGGCAAAGCCACCGACGAGGACAUGCAGAGCCUCGCCAGCCUGAUGAGCAUGAAGCAGGCCGACAUCGGCAACCUGGAUGACUUCGAGGAGGAGAACGAGGAGGAUGAGGAGAACAGGGUCAACCAGGAAGAGAAGGCGGCCAAGAUCACAGAGAUAGUAAACCAGCUGAACGCCCUCAGCUGCUUACAUGGCUACGAUGACGACGUCGACUAUGGCAUCGGCGUUCCUAAGCGAGCGCACAUGGCGGCCGCUAAGCCUGUCGCUUCCUCGCAAGAGCUGAUCAACAAGCUGAACUUCCUGGAAGACGUGGACCGCGAGACGCACCCGGCAAUGCUCGCUAACCCUUUUGACGAGCCCGGUGAUCACCUGCCCGAAGCCAACCACCUCAAUCCGUUCUGCGAUCCCGACGAGGACGAACCUCCUGAGCAGCCGUCUGCUUCACGGGCCAACGAAUCCUCCGAUGUCUCUAAUCCAUUCGACGAACCCACGGAGGAGCCCCGCGACGCAACAUCGGGGAACCCUUUCGAAGAGCCGGAGCGAGACGAAGUCAGCUCUCAGUCAGAGCCGGAGACCCCGAAGGCUCGUCCCAGGAAAGGGGCGCGGCCGGUCGACAUGAACAAGUACUUGUACGCCCACGUUGGACAAAAUGAUGAGGAGGAGCUUGAUGAGUCCAACCCGUUCUACGAACCAAGCCCCACGCAGAGCCCUGCUCUCCUGGACGCGGGCAGCAGCCAGAAGAAGAGAGCUCCCGCACCACCAAGCUCGUCGGGCCCCGGCCUCCAUCCCGCCACGCUUGCGCCUGAGAUCUGUUCCCGCCAGGACGGGGAGAAAAAAACCUUGCCGGUUGGGCCAAGCCCCGUGGCGUCGGUCAAGGGGAGAGAAAUGGCCUCCUCGUCCCCCAAGCCUAGCCCGAUCCCAAGCCCAAUCCUGGGUGGGAAGCCCAACGCCAGCCAGUCGUUGCUGGCUUGGUGCCGCGAGGUGACACGCAACUACCGCGGCGUGAAGAUCACCAAUUUCACCACGUCCUGGAGGAACGGCCUGGCCUUCUGCGCACUGCUGCAUCACUUUAGGCCCGACGCCAUAGACUACAAGUCGCUCAAUCCUCAGGAUAUUAAAGAAAACAACAAAAAGGCGUACGACGUGUUUGCCAGCCUGGGCAUCUCCCGCCUUCUGGAGCCGUCGGACAUGGUGCUGCUGGCCAUCCCAGACAAGCUGACGGUGAUGACCUACCUCUACCAAAUCCGGGCGCACUUCUCGGGCGAGGAACUCAACGUGGUUCAGAUCGAGGCCAACAGCAGUCGCAGUACCUACAAGGUGGGAGACUUUGAGACCGAUACCAACGCCUCCAUCGGUCAGGACAAGUUCUACGCCGAGCUCAACGAUGUGCAGCCGCAGCCCGUCCACGACGGCAUAUCUGAAGUUUCCAAAACCGCAGAAGUCCCGCCGGUGAAGGUUGAAAUCGCAGCGCCGUCGCCCACCUCGCAAACAGCGGCGCCCCAGCCGUCCUCGCCGCCUUUCCCGGCAGCCGUGACAUCAUCGGGGUCCAACCUCCUGAAAGCGAAAACUUUGGACCUUUCCGACCUACCGCAGAAGUCGGAUGCCGAAAGGCCGCAGCAAAGGAGCCAGGCCGCGGGAGAACAGAGCUCCUCCGUCACCCCUACGGGGGGUCAUCCCUCCUCUCUCUCGCCCACUCAUCAGAAACUCGGCUUCUCCUACAACAGGGACGCCGACCUCAUCAAAAAGAAGAGGGCCAGCCUGCGUCACUCCGAAUCGGAGCCCGUGUCCGACACCGGCGUGGCCGUCAAUCAUACGGAGGCGCUAACCAAACAGGAACCGGCACCUGCCCCUGUUUCCAGCCCUCCUAGUGAGAAGAAAACCUUAUCCCGCCAGGAGGAGCUGAAAGAGCGAGCCCGGCUGCUCCUGGAGCAGGCCCGCCGCGACGCCGCCAUGAAGGCCGGCAAUAAGAGCGUCCCCAACGCGGGCGUCGCCGCCACAACGGGCAGAGGCACCAAUGUCUGUGAUGAACAUGAUGCCGAGCGGCGGCGGCAGCUGCGUGAACGAGCCAGGCAACUGAUCGCAGAGGCUCGAUCCGGAGUCAAGAUGUCCGACAUGAACCUGGACGUGUCGGCCGGCAGCACUUUGAAGGGCGGAAAGUUUCCAAGCCUUGCUGCAGAUAUGUUGGAUGAUGGAGAAGAGGGUUGCCAUGGCGACGAUGGCUUUGAUAGUAGGAAGGGUGAGGACGUCAAUGUGAAGGGCGACUCUGUUGAGAGCGCAGCUUCUUCGUCUGACCUGGUCGCUAACCCACUGGAGGCGCCUCUAUCCAGCUGCAGCCGGGGGCCUCCGGAGCUUACUAACCCCAGCUCUGAGUUAUCACCCUCGGGUGGAAACAGCAACCUGAAACUGAAGAAGCUGAGCGAGGUCCGACCCAGUUCCCUCACCGCCGGCCCUUCAUCGCCGUCCUCCUCUUCUUCCUCAUCUACACCCACCGCCACCUCUUCCUCCUCCUCCUCCGCCUCGCCGCUCAGCCCUGGAGACGGAGUGGAGAAUAACGCGGAGCAGUUGCGGGCAGAGAGACUGCGCCGCGCCACCGAGAGGCUGCGCAGCCCCGUGGUCUUCAACAAGGACUCGGCAGUCAGAAAGACGCAGCUCAAGUCCUUCAGUCAGUACGUGGACAACCGUCCAGAGGUAAAAAGGCAGAAGUCUGCUCCGGAGGACCCAAAGAAGGCCGAAGAGGAUGACUGGUUGCAGACGGAGAUCGACAUCUUUCGACCGUUUGAGGAAGAGAAAGCGUUCAAAGACACCAGUCAGUAUGUGGUGGGCGAGCUGUCGGCGCUAGAGAGCGAGCAGCGGCACAUCGACGCCCGGGCGGCUCGCGUGGAGAAGAGGCUGCGCUAUCUCAUGGACACAGGCAACAACAAGGAGGAGGAGGAGGCGAUGAUGCAGGAGUGGUUCAUGUUGGUCAACAAGAAGAACGCCCUCAUCAGGAGACAGAACCAACUCUCUCUGCUGGAGAAGGAGCACGACCUGGAGAGACGCUUCGAACUGCUCAACAGAGAGCUCAGAGCCAUGCUGGCCAUCGAAGACUGGCAGAAGACGGAAGCCCAGAAGCGUCGUGAGCAGCUGCUGCUGGACGAGCUGGUCCUUCUGGUCAACAAACGGGACGCGCUGGUCCGGGACCUGGACGCCCAGGAAAAGGAGGCCGAGGAGGAGGAUGAGCACCUGGAGAGGACGCUAGAGCAGAACAAAGGCAAGAUGGCCAAGAAAGAGGAGAAGUGCGUCCUUCAGUAACAACACAACAACAUCAAGAGCAACAAGAACAAAAAGAUUGUACAUAUGCGGCCUCCUGCCAAGUUGUUUGAUGGUUUUACAAUUUAUGCUUUAAAAGCGGUACUUUUACAGGAUUUUUAUGGGUGUCGUGCUGCAAAUGGAACGCCCCAGGUACAUAAAUGCUUUUCUUUAAUUUCCAACUUUGAACAGUGAGCAGGUGGACUUUUUUUUUUUUUUUUAAAGAGGAAAGAAACGAGCUUUUAUUUCAUUCACUUUACAACUUUUUACUGUAAAAUAUCUUCAAUUGUCCAUACCUGAUAGUGUUUUUAAUGAUUAUUUUUUGUUCAAAAGCAGUUUACCAAAAAGAAAAAGACAUUCCCCCCCCCCAAACAUUUUCUUGUAUAUUUUUAUCAUAAAAGCUUCAGUCUGCUUUUUUCCUUUAAAAGAGUCAUGCAGUCAAAAUGAAAAAAGUUUUAUUUAUUGUUCUAUGAGCUGCUUGUAUGUGAAACUGCCAUCACAUUCUUUUCCUGUUUGGAUUAGUAUUUAUUGAGAUUCGCUUCCACAUGCAUCUUGUAUGAGCUCACCACAUCUUCAGUUUUAUUUAUUCCACUGGCUUCAAGACCAACCUUCAAUAAACUUCUCGUACGCGUGUCAUACUCCACUAGAAA
Syngnathus acus (greater pipefish) is the source of this 5087-nucleotide messenger RNA. RefSeq names its product EH domain binding protein 1 (gene ehbp1). NCBI's taxonomy places the organism in Eukaryota, Metazoa, Chordata, Actinopteri, Syngnathiformes, Syngnathidae. The coding region runs from base 670 to 4440 and encodes 1256 amino acids. The transcript has 26 exons. The record is from RefSeq and is a predicted model, not a curated record. Gene Ontology annotation, molecular function: protein binding.